Molecule: messenger RNA, 2156 nt
Organism: Chara braunii
Lineage: Eukaryota; Viridiplantae; Streptophyta; Charophyceae; Charales; Characeae
Source: the annotation of a GenBank genome assembly
CAUCGCAUACGUCCUACACACACAGACGAUUGACGACCACAACAGGGAGCCAUUGCUAAGGUCGAACGCGCUCACACACCGAGGAGCCAUCGCAGUUACACACAACAACCAGGCAUUGCGAAUUCCCAAAGCAGAAGAAGAAAACACACAGAACGACAAAUUCCAUCGGCGGCUAUCCAUCGUCGCGUUCCUCGCGACGAGGCCGAUGACGGACAAUCGAGGAGCUCAAACGGAUGGCCAAAGGCCUUGGCUCUUGCCGGCGGACGAGUUCGUAGAGCUUGUCUCGACGUCGGCCGGCUUGCCACCGUCGACUCAUACUCGACAAUGGCCAGCACGCCGUCGUCGAGUAGAACUCGACAGCGGCCAGCAUGGGGCCAUCGAGUCCAACACAUCGGCAACGGCAUGUCAUAUGGCCAUUGUCGAGUCGAACUCGAUAACGGACCGUGGUCAUCGAGUCGGACUCGACAACGGCCCCGGGCAUUUGUCGAGUUCGACUCGACGUCGGUCGUACGACUUGGCGCUGGUCCAUCGUCAUGUCGGAUUCGACAAUGCCGAGACGAAAUCGACGACGCCCUGGGGUCAUCGUCGAGUCCGACUCGACAGUGGCCGGAGGCUUUGGCGCUUCCUUGCCGUCGUGUUCGACUCGACGACUGAUGGCGACAGCCUGGCCAUUGUCAAAUCCUACUCGACGGUGACCCCAGGCCGUCAUGAUGUCGAGUCCGACUCGAUGGUGACCCCGGGCCAUUGUCGAGUUCGACUCGACGAUGAAACACAGGCCAUUGUCGAGUCCGACUCGAUGAUGACCCCGGGCCAUUGUCGAGUUCGACUCGACUAUGCCCCCGUCGAGUUCGACUCGACGGCGGCCUCUGCAUGGGCGAAGAUGCCACGUGGCAGCACGUGGUUGCUUCAGGGCGGUUUACCGUUCUCCCAGGCCUCCGCUGGCGGCCUCUGCANCAGGCCUCCGCUGGCGGCCUCUGCAUGGGCGAAGAUGCCACGUGGCAGCACGUGGUUGCUUCAGGGCGGUUUACCGUUCUCCCAGGCCUCCGCUGAUGCCUUCGAUGUGGAUGCUCGUCACUUCGCUCCGAUGCUGCGCGAACCUCCGAUGUGCGAGCGAGAUCUCCGUUGCCUUCUGCGCGAGCCUCCGAUGACGUCAACAGAACUUCUCCCACAGUUUCACAGAGUUGUCCAUCAUCGAGUCCGACACGACGACCGUCGUGUUCGAUACGAUGACCGUCGUGUUCGACACGACGACAGUCGUGUUCGACACGAUGACGGUUGCGCGCGGGCGUGUACGCGACGUGCUGAACAUGACCCCACCGUCGUGUUCAAUCCGAUGAUGGUCGUUGUCAUCGAGUCGAACACGACCGAGGUGGCACCCCCUGACCUCACCGUCGUGUUCAACCCGAUGACGGUCGCUGUCAUCGUGUCGAGCAUGACUGUAGUGGCACCCCGCAACCCCACCAUCGUGUUCAACCCGAUAACGGUCGUUGUCACCGUGUCGAACACGACCGCGGUGGCACCCCAUGACCUCACCGUCGUGUUCUACCCGAUGACGAUCGAUGUCAUCGUGUCGUACAUGACAGAGGUGGCUGCCCACAACCCAAGAACAUGUCGUCUUCAAUACGAUGACGCUCGAGCGAGGGCAUAUACACCACAUGGUGAACACGAUCACGUCGUCGUGUUCAACACGAUGACGGUCGCUGUCAUCGUGUCGAACAUGACAGAGGUGGCACACCCCGACCCCGCCGUCGUGUUCGAUGCGAUGACGGUCACUCUCGUAGCCGCCGUGCCGGUGGUAAUGUUCAACAUGCGACGGUCGAACGCGGACAUUAUCGCCACCAAAGCACGGUCGCGUUCAACAAGCAAGCAGUUGCUCAUCAUCAUCUUCAACACGACGGCGGUGGACAUGACCGCGCUGUCAUGAGAAUACGGUGACGGUGGAUCUCGCCGUGUGCGCCCGUCGUGUUGUGCAAUGCGAUGAUGCGCCGUCGUGUUGGGCACGACCGAGGCGGCAGAUCAUCGCGUCAACACGACAGCCAGUCGUGUCUCUCGUGCAUCGCUUCUGUUGAAGACUAUACUUUUUCCCGCAUUCACGGGCCUUACUUCGGCAGUGUAUGGCUAGCAGUGGCGGCGCUGAACCACAUGUGUUACACUCU